Microthlaspi erraticum is the source of this 258-nucleotide messenger RNA. NCBI's taxonomy places the organism in Eukaryota, Viridiplantae, Streptophyta, Magnoliopsida, Brassicales, Brassicaceae. The record is from the annotation of a GenBank genome assembly.
AUGCUUUAUGGAGUUGAUAUUCUUCCUCAGUACUUUCAUCAGUCACUGGAUUUGGCUCAUCUUGACGAAGUGCCAAUUCCAGAUCAAGUACUCCUAAUUUUCGAUGAAGAAGAUGAGUCCACAAAUGGAGAAUGCGGUUCUACAACGAGCAGCUCUUGGGGAAGCAGCUCCGAUGGAAGUAGCUCUGGUGCUGGACCAUCUGGUGCUGGACCUUCUGAUGCCAGAGGUUUUGGUUCUGAUAUCAUAUUUAUUGAUUAG